Messenger RNA from Cantharellus anzutake, 1750 nucleotides. RefSeq lists its product as uncharacterized. Lineage: Eukaryota; Fungi; Basidiomycota; Agaricomycetes; Cantharellales; Hydnaceae. The record is from RefSeq and is a predicted model, not a curated record. The coding region runs from base 90 to 1655 and encodes 521 amino acids. The transcript has 2 exons.
AAAUGGGGUGAUACCCUUUCCUCUAAAAUAGUUUCCGCAUUCAUCUCUCUCCUCGAUCCCGACGAACUUCCCACAACAAACGAGCUCAAAUGGCGGUUGCUAAUGCCAAUGCUGCUGCGGCUGCGGCUGCGAACGCUAAUGCUGCGGCAAUGUCAGUCGCUAAUGUCGCAUUAGCAACAACUAUGAUGAACAAUGAUGCCAACUUGAUGAAUCGGGGCGCCAAUGGGAGUGUGAUUCGUCGUGGCAGAGCAACGACGAAAAGGGAUAGGGAGAUUUAUACCCCUACCCCUCCCGCUAGCCCUGAUGGUGCUACGGGGUUGGGUGGUUCGUAUGGAACUGGAAGCGCUGGGAAUGGGGGGAGUAUAACACUUCAUCCGGUUUCUGAAAGGGCUGGGGGUGAUCCGUAUCCGGGACAUGGAGCAACAUAUGGUGCAUUGUCUUCUCUUUCAUAUUCUCAUGGUGUUGGUGCCACCACUGCCGCUGGUGUCGGUGUUGGAGUUGCCGUAGGUGGAUAUGGUGUCCCUAUGAGCAAUGGGAACGGAAUGAAUGGGUAUGGCGUCUAUGGCGGGCAGACGGAGGGGCCUGUGGUAUUGUUUUCACCAACAGAUUACCCUCAACCUCCCCAACCUCAUUCGCAUUCACAUCCUCAUUCAAGAGGAAGUGAGGGCCAUAGAGAAGCUGGUAACCCUUCCUCGAGCUACCCUUCUCCUUCGAGUCAUUCUGGAACUGGUGCCGGUGGGAACGGUGUGAAUGGGACCAGUGGAACUACCGGCGGCGCACACCCUGGAAUACAUCGUUCUAAUUCUUAUGCUUCUCAUCAUUCGAGCACGCAUAAUUCGCCAUAUCACUCUGCUGUUAACAUUAAUUCUGGAUCUCACCCCAACUCGAAUUACGCCUCUUCCACGCAUUCUUCACCUGCUGCCAGUGUUAAUGGGCAGGAUGAUCGACAUUCUCAGCAUUCCGGGCAUCACGGUAGUACCCUAAAGUACUACGUGCCUCAUCAUUCCUCGUACGAGGAUUACAGCUCUGUCGUUUCCAUACCUAUAGGUGCGGCGGCGGGUAUGGGGAGUGUUAACUUGUCCAGUGUCCUUCCUUCGUCUGCCGAUUCGAGUGGCGCAAGUGGAGCAGCUGCAAGUGGGGCCUAUGCGUAUCACCUUCCUCCACUUAGCACGUCUGUUUCUACAGCUUCUUUGGGAUCGUCGCCUUCUUCGAGUCAAUCCUCCAUUUCACCUUCAGGUCAUGGCCAUUCUCAUCCUAAUGCAAACGCGAGCGGAGCGACCCCAUCUUCGUCAAGGGGAGGUCAACAUCUGCCACCUAUUUCCACCAGUCCGUCUGCUUCGUCUAUCCUUUCACCAUUAUCUGUGUACGAUUCUCCUCAUCUUCCCUCUUCGGCGACAGCGACUGGAGCGGUGGCUGGUUGUGGUGAGUACAGUGCGGGCUCAGAUGUAAACGUCAAGGUAGAGUCGCCUGGGUCUGGCGGCAAUUCACCUCAUUUGGCCCACCAUCAUCAUCAUCAUCACCUUUCGCAUCAUGGUCAUGGCCAUGGGCAUCAUCAGGGUGCGAAUGCUGCUAGUGGGUAUGGGACGCAUGGGGAUAUGGUUGGCAUGGGGAUGAUGGGCGGGAUACCUGCUGUUGUUGGUGGGAGUUGGAGGUGAGAUUAACGAGCGAAGACAAGGUGCCUCCCUUGCUGCCUCCGCCUCCUUCGAAUAGUUGCUUGUCAAGCAGGACAUGCCACGCCGAAUUGUUGUUU